UGUUGCUGCGAGUUUCGGUCUCAACGGAAGAGAAAACGAGCGAUCUUAGCCGUCGGAUGGACGUAUGGAUGGAUGGGCACCGUUGACACGAAUCUUAACGGUCUCUGUCUUCCUCCUCUCACCCACUAUAAAAUGUCCCGCUCUUCUCCUCGCUUCGCUCGCUUCGGCUUUGUGUUCUUCUCUUCUGAUGUUCGCUUACUUAUCUGCGAGUGAUGGCCGUUGAUCUGGUGGGGUACACAAAGAUGGACGACCGGAUCGCCAUCCAGGAGGCGACCGCCGCGGGGCUUCGCUCAAUGGAGCACCUCAUCCGUCACCUCUCAAACCCCCACCGCCACCAGCAGCAGCAGCUGGACUGCCACGAGAUCGCCGAUUUCGCUAUUUCCAAGUUCAAGAAGGUCAUCGCCAUCCUCGACGGCACCGGCCACGCUCGGUUCCGCCGCGGCCCAGUGGCGCCGGUUCCUCUGGCCGAGCCGUCGUUGCCAGCCGCCGCGAAGAGUCUUACCCUCGCGCCGAUACCGCUGCGCGUCAUCCACCCUCACCACCCGCUCCCGCCGCCUCCCAAGACGACGCUGACCCUCGACUUCACCAGGCCAGUCUCCACCGCUGCGGCUGGCGAGCUGCCCCCGCCCACUCGAUAUGGCAAGGAGUACUUCAGCAUCUCAAUGCCGAUGACGUCCGCGACGUCCUCGUUCGUGUCGUCCGUCACCCGAGACUGCAGCGUGUCGAACGGCAAUCUCGCGCUGUCCUCCCUCCUCCUCCCGCUGCCCGCCGCCGCCUCCGCCAGCAGGCCGCCCCUCUCGUCCGCGCCUAAGUGGCGGUGGCAUGAGCACUCUCAUGCCCACUCGGAUCACGUCGCCGGCAAGAACGCCGUCCCGGGCACUCGCUGCCACUGCUCCAAGAGAAGGAAGCCGCGGGUUAAACGGACGAUACGGGUGCCGGCGGUGGGCUUGAAGGCGGCCGACAUCCCGGCCGACGAGUAUUCGUGGCGAAAGUACGGGCAGAAGCCCAUCAAGGGAUCACCUUACCCCAGGGGUUACUACAAGUGCAGCACCCUGCGGGGUUGCCCGGCAAGGAAGCACGUGGAGCGGGCGCCGGACGACCCCUCGAUGCUGAUCGUGACCUACGAGGGAGAGCACCGCCACAGUGCCGCCGCCAUCUAAGAAUACAGUGCUUUAUGGGUGGAUAUCAUGACUUUGUUAGGGUAUUGACAACUGUGUUAUUGACUAAGGUUGAGAUUUUUGCGGAAGAAAGCUGAAAUAGUAAAAUUACAAGAUAGAGUCAGGCAUCUCCUUAUGAACCCAAGAUGGUCUUUGGCUUCUGCUGGGUGGCCCUGUCAUUGCAUGCACUUGGGAGGAAGCAAAACAGUCUUCCAUGCACUUGCAGCAGAGCGACAAAGCUACUCGUGUUUCCACAAGUUCUCCAUGGAUUAUGAUUGCAGAUGCAUGGAAAAGUAUUCCACCUGUGUUUUUUAUGCAAGAGCUGAUCAAAUGCAUAUGGGAGAAACAAUUCUGCACUGUGGCAUCACCAGGGCAUGACCCACUCUGGAACGAGAGGUCGAAUGGUUUCAACCUCAUAGGCAGGGAAGGUUUACAAAGAAACAAGAGAUCAAAUGGUUUCAACUUCACAGGCAGGGAAUGGAUUCAAAUGAACUGUUCUGGUUGCUGCUGCAAUUUAUUUUUGUUGGAUGGAGCUCAAUAACAGACGUCUAAGAGAUGAAAGCCCACUUUGCUAUGAAGGAUUGUUGAUGGCGUCAUGAGUACUUGGAAGUAUUGUUGAUUAGUGAAACUGUUGUGUACGGAAGAGUACAAUAUCAAGAAGUUCCAAAUCUAUCAGGUUGAGUAUAGACUAUAUUCUUGUGACUUGCUCUAUAUUAUUUCUCUUUUGCACAGAAUAAGUUGCAAAGACAGAUUUGAUCCCAAUACCUUAUUAUCAACAUCAAGGGCUUUACCAACUAACUAGGAGAGUCGAUCCAACUUAUGACUUAUGAGAGCCACGUGUUGUUCUUUUGAAUCUUCGAACAAAUUGAAGAUAAUGAGUCCCACUUAUGGGAACUCUUUGGGGGAAGUAUAUAGUAAGCAAACCUUUGAGGUCCAAUGCUUAAGAACAAACUUCCUUCUUCCUCCCCUUUGAGGAGUCUUCUUGAUGCCUUGCUUCUUCCUCCCCUCUAAGAAGGAUCUUAUCAAUUUGGAUGGAUCGAAGAGUUCAGCUCAUCUCCUUCUCGCUUAGUUGCUUGUGAUGGAUCUUAUCAAUUUCAAAGAUCAUUAUAAAGUUGAAUAUUUUCUUUCAAGUAUUUGCUAUCUAUAAGGUUGCUCCUUUGUAACAUUAGAGGGUGGGUACUGGUACAACAGUAAGUUGCUUCUUUGCACCUUGAGAGAUUAGGGUUUAAGUCACGGAAAUAACCUUUUCAUAUUUAGAGGUAAGACUGUGUAUAUUGAUUCUUUCCUGAUCCUGCAUUAAUGGAAGCCUUAUGCACUGGGUACAUACACCCUCUAUGCUCAUUUGCUAUCCAUAACAACCAUAAAUAUAUCCCAUUCAAGUAACAAGUUUGAGAAUAAAUAUAACUAGAAUAAUGCUAAGACUCCUCAAAGCACCCACAACUAUGUUUGUCUUUUGUAUAUAUCCUCCUGCUCACUAAAUAGGAAUUACAACUCCUGAUUUCUCCAAGUUUAUUUCAGCAAAAUCUUUCCCAAACUUCCAAACCAUUGAGAUAUUCUACCAAGUUGAGCUUGGGUAAUAGGAUUCUUAUAUCAAGAAACAAUGCAAAUGCAUAUACAGUGUAACAGUGGAGACAAGAUUUAUACGGUUUGAUUACUUUUGCCUAAAUCUAUGCAGAAAUACUCAAAUAUUUUAUUGCCAGAAUGAUAAAAUACAAAAAGGAAGAAAAUUCCAUUUUGAGUUAACUCAAAUCAAGCUCUAAUGUUCCUUGGACACCAUAUGAUAAAAAAUUAUGACCACUUAAUCUAUUAGAAAAAUACCUUAAGAGUUUAUAGAAUGUGUAUCUUUAACUUCACAUCCAUACUAAAAUUUUAGGAUGCUCAGAGUACUUAUAGACCAAUCAACCAUUGAAUUUUAAAGUUUUCUUUUGAAGUCUUUCCAAACUUAAAUUCUUUUCCUCCAAGUAACUUAUCCUCCAAAAAAUAUAAUUUCGACUAAGGAUUAAAAAAAUAUUGACCAAUUAUAAUAGUAAGUAUUUUCCUGUCUUGAGUUCCACUUAUCAUGAGUAGCUAAAAUGAUUUUGAAAUCUUUGACAAGCUUAUUACAAUAACUUUUAGCCACAAAACUCUUCCAUGACGGAUAUCACAGAGUUUGAAGCUAUGCUACUCCCAGCUCUUCCUGCUCAAGCUAUAUCAGGUGUUGCUAUGAAGAACAAUGAAGAGCUCUCUCUACUUAGCUAUGCAGUCAAUUAUCGUUUGAUAUUUUUGGGAAAUAAUUUUCAGCAUUAUGCAUUAUGCAAAACAAUUUGUUAAGUUCUUUAUCAUUUUGCAGUACUUUCCAUUUCUCAUCCCAAUAAACUGUUGAAAAGUAAUUUAUAAUUGCUACUGGUGUUAGUGGCCUUAAUUCUUCUUUUUGACAUAUUUGACUAGCGACCAUGUUUUAUACUCAUUGUUCCUUGUUUGUUAAGUCAAGUAGUGUCCAAUGAUCUCACUGUAGUUAAAGUGGUGAUACAUGUUCUAGUUUAUUUUGAAGCACUAAUUGUGUAGUGUCUAAAAUUAAUCUUUCCACUAAUGGAGUGGAAACACAAUUAGUUGUAAAGCGAGGUAGUUGAGUUGUAAAGCCUAUCGAUAUAUACCUUGGGUCAUGAAUCAUGUAUUGGGGUUUGACAAACUUAGGUCAAUCGAUGUAGGUUCUUGAAGAGUUCAUCGGUCUUGUUGAGUAAUGUAAUGGAUGUGAAAACACAAUUUUCUUUCGAAGAAUAGUAGACUCUUGAGAUGGUCACUAUCUUUGAUCAAUCAAGAUUUGACAAUCGAAACCUUAAAUGGUGGAAUAGUCUCUUUCUUUAUCUCAGUAUAGAGUAGCUAGGAAUGGUGUUUAAGGGUCACUUUCAAGGAUUGCUUUUUUGGAGUCCCAUGUAGGUUUAGUUGUUGUCAUUCGAUUAUCAAUGCUAGUGCUAAGGGCUGUUAGUGAGUGUCGUUAGACACAAGGUGUUGUUAGGGGGAGUUGUCUCCUUGGUGUAAUAUAAGAUGAAAGGUCAAAGGUAAUCUUUGUAAAUUCAAUUCUAAUUGUUUUUCAAUAGAGGCACUCACUUAAGUCGAAUUUGAUCAUUCAAAUCUUCCUUGACAAAAGCACCUGAAAUAAUAUCGCAAGCAUAUAUCUGAGUAUAAAGACAAGACCUCCAACCAAGAAUGAAAUUCUUAGUUGUUCAAAGACAUUAAUUGUAUGAAGCGAAUAAGACAAAUUCGCAUCUGAAAGGUUCUUAGCCUUACAUAUUUGAGAAUCCUCAUGGUCCUCUCUUAAACUCCAGAACAAAGCUUAAAAAAAAUAGAGAAAGAAUCAACCACACUCUAUACCCCAAAUACCAAUGAGAAUAUGACUAUCAAAGUUUUGUCAUCUUGGAUAUGACAACUAUUAAAUGCAACAUCUCAUAUUAACAAAAUAUCUAAAAAGAAUAUUUCGUCAUUUAAGCAUUUAAUCUUCUGUAACCUAUUGUGGUUACAAAAUAAGUGUAAUAUGGAGGCUUCUUCAACUAUGCUCUAUGGACUUUUUCCUUUCAGAAUAAAUAGGACAUUAUUGAAUACAAACAGGGAUAGAGUUUUUCAAUAAACCAUCUAUAGGAGGAUCAUGAAAGUUAGACCUUAAUGACUCAAGAAAGAUUUAUCUCUUGACCAAGUGAUCCAAUAGGCUCGGAUAGAAUUAUUUUGCUUCAACUCCCAGAUUACACUUUCUGUUGGAUUACACCUUGUCUCAGGAUAGAGGACUUCAUCAUUCAUAGACAUGAAUUUUAGGAAUAGUCUAUUUCUUCUGGCUGUUUGCAGCUUGACAUUAGAUCUUUUACUGCUUGUUAAAUUAGAAAAUGAUCAGCUCUUGCAAUCUUUGUUUGCCUGACAGAAACAAGAUGUGCUGAUUUAUGUUAUAAACAGGAGUUCCCAUGGUUGUUACUUGGCAUCCUGCAAACCCAUAUGCUUUCAAGAUUGAGUUACAACUGGUGAUGGAUGCAAGAGUCUUCCAAAGAUUGAAGUCAUAAACAUGAAGCUUUGCACUUCCAAAUUCUUCACCUUGGACCAUCUGCUAAUUGACUUUUUGAUACUAACUCUUUCUGCUGUUGCUGCAGGUACUGCUGCUACAUCUCUCUUAAUAAAUGCAUUAGCUUUUUGGUGUUUGACUCUACAAAAGGUCAAAUCAAUUUCUUAGUAGAGGCCACCUCUGCCACUUAUGUAGACAUCCCAACCACUUUUAUGGCACAAAACAAUCAUUCAGCACAAGCGAUAGGGAGAGUCUGUUGAGGUCAUUAAGUGCGAACCAGUAAGCUGUAAAUUAAUACUGCAUGUUAACAGUGUGCUGAUGAAUGAGGUAAUGUAGGCUAAAGGUAGCAUCGGUUACUGUCUUUUUCUCA
Musa acuminata subsp. malaccensis (wild Malaysian banana) is the source of this 5551-nucleotide messenger RNA. The record is from RefSeq and is a predicted model, not a curated record. NCBI's taxonomy places the organism in Eukaryota, Viridiplantae, Streptophyta, Magnoliopsida, Zingiberales, Musaceae.